Messenger RNA from Trichoderma atroviride IMI 206040, 1754 nucleotides. RefSeq lists its product as uncharacterized. Lineage: Eukaryota; Fungi; Ascomycota; Sordariomycetes; Hypocreales; Hypocreaceae. Gene Ontology annotation, cellular component: cytoplasm. Gene Ontology annotation, molecular function: ATP binding; kinase activity. The record is from RefSeq and is a predicted model, not a curated record.
AUGGAGCCUCAGGUACAGAAACUGGUGGACAAGGUGUGGAAGAGCUACUUGAAUACGCCUCAGGACCAGCGCCUGUUAAUCGGAAUCGGCGGCAUCCCAGGCUCAGGCAAAACAACACUCGCCCAAACCAUCACCUCCAAACUCAACGCCCUCGCCGCCGCAGCCUCCCCAAAUGCCCCUCCUCCCGCAAUCUUCCUCCCCAUGGACGGCUUUCACCUCACCCGUGCCGAGCUCUCCGCCAUGCCAGAUCCGGUAACCGCUCACGCUCGCCGCGGCGCCCCCUACACAUUUGACGCGCACAAAUUUCACGCUCUGGUACAAUCGCUAAGAAGGCCCAUUUCGUCUGGAGAAACGAUUUACGCGCCCUCUUUUGAUCACGCUGUGAAGGACCCCAAGGAGAAUGACAUUGCCGUGCUGUCGACGCAUCGGGUUGUCGUUAUUGAGGGCAACUAUGUGGCGCUGAAUAAGGAGGUAUGGCGCGAUGCUGCGCUGUUGUUUGAUGAGCUGUGGUUUGUCGAGGUUGAUUUUGAGGUGGCGAGGAAGAGGCUGAGGGAGAGGCAUGUUCGGGCAGGCAUUGUUCAGACGAUAGAAGAGGGGGAUGCGAGAGCUACGGAGAAUGACUUGGUAAAUGGUAAGGAGAUUGUGGACUGCAGCUUGCAAGUACACGAGCUGAUACAGAGUAGAGAAGACGGCACUUGGGUUCAUGAAUAGACAGUCUUUGAAUAUAUACAUGGAUGAGAACAGGAUCCUUUUUGCCCUUGGAAGAGCCUGUAAUCAAUCAAGAUAUAGUGACAUGAAAGUCAAAUAAACGCUGACAUGGCUUUGCCAUGAGAAAAGCUUUCAAAGUAGAAAGAAGAUGAUACAUUAGCGAUGUGUAAGAAUCCAACAAGUUGCAAUCCAAAGCAAACCCCCAAACACCCAUUGGCACAAACAGCCAAUAGCUUUUCCAAAUCAAACCAAACUGCUUUUCAGCUGUUCUCUGGCACCACCGGCUCAUGGGGCGCCUGCUCAUGAGCCUGCUCAACACUUGCACGGGCAGCCAGGCUCAGCCUCUUCAUCUCAGGGGCCAUUGUCACCCCCGUGCCCUUUCUGCUCCGCGUCGCCUCCUCCCACCUCUUCUCGUCCUUUUCGUGCUUAACCACAGGCUUGUGGGCUGUGUCGUCCAGGCCCAGCACCUCCAUCAGCUCAGGCAGCUCUACGUGAUCUCUCGUGUUCUUCAUCCUGUGGCACCACGUAAUCCUCUUAUCCUCGGCCCGCUCGUCCUCGAUUUUGUCCUUGUUGGUUGCCGGCUCAGCAAGCGAUCCAAACUUGGGCGGCUGCUCUUGCGUCGGUGUUGAAAUCGGCGUCGCGACCUGGAAUGGCUCGUAGAGAAACUCGCCACCCACCUGGCGGUGAUCGCCAGACUUGAGAGCCAGGCCCUUGGGUACGUGCUUUAGGCCCUGCACAAUGCUGUCAAAGAUUCCUCUUGACGUGCUCUUCUUUGCGUAUGCGGGCUUGGUGCCCAUCUGAAGCGUCUUGACCAUGCCUAGAGCGUCGAACAGUGACCGGGUCGGGUCGGUAUAUAUGGGAAACUGGCAGCCCGUCUCUUUGGCAUACAUGUCGAUUAGGCCGGGGUCACCGCACCCCACAACGGUGAUGAAGGUGCUGAUGGGUAGUCGGAGGAGAGAAUCAGGGGUGAUGGCUUCGGAGAGAGUGCGGAGGUAUUCUUGGCAGUUCGCCACAGAAGAAAUGCCGAAUAAAGAUGACGAGCACCC